CAAGUUCUCGCUCCUUUCCUUCGUUCUCUCAACUCUCUGCGCCAAGCACCAAAAGCAGCGUCUUCUCCCCUCUCCCCAACAAUGAUGAUGCGGGUGUUUGGUGGGCUGGUUCUGUUGGCUCUCGCCGGCGUCGCCCACUGCCAGCUCCUGGGUACUGAGGAACACAGUGAAUGUGACCCGACUGACCUGACCUGUGCGCCCCUGGAGCCUGGAGGUGAGCGCUGGGGGGUUGCUGAGUUGCAAUCCAUGAGCUCCCUAUCUGUGUCUGUCUGUCUGUCUCUGUGUGUGCAGAAAUCCGUUACAUCAAUCCCAUGUGGGUGCAGAUCGACGGCACCGGCAACUACAGUAGGCAAUCAGGAGGCGUCAUCUGUGUGCACGGGGUGAAGUCAUUGCUCGUCUGUUCCUGUGUGUUCGUCGUGCAGCUGCAGGCGCUGAGCGUGUGAUUCGGAACUGCGACGGAGACGAGGAAUGCGCUGCGGUCGAGAGUAGGUGGUGAUUCCAGGAAUGCGUGGCUUCCUGUUGAUAUGGUCACUGAUCGACUCUCUCUGUGUCUCUCUCUGUCUGCUGCAGAGAAUAUUCCCGACCCAGAAGAGCACGGGCGUCGGAUUGAUUGGUGUGGGAAAGUCUGGUGGAGGGACUGGGACAGAUCAACUUGUGGCCAAGAGGCAGCUCAGGUAAGCAAGCAACGCAGACUUAAGUGAUGGAUGCAUAUGCAAUCCAUUCAUGAGUGUUCUUCUCUGUCGUCGUCAACAGUAUUGGUGCGAAAAUUACAAAUCGAUAGAUAAAACCGCAACGAACUGGAAAAAGAACGACGGCUGCGACGGCGAAGACACGAUCCGCCUCAUGGACAUGUCCGAGUGCGACCAGACGUGGUACCGGGAGUGUGACUGCUUCGAGUAUAUUCAGUGCAAACAAACCUGAGUAUCUGCCCUGAUGGGGGGAGGAAAGCACCAACACACCUGCACGACACCAAACAGAGCACAUGGGCGUGUUGCGCGUCGACAUGAGGGCCAGCAGCUCGCUCAUUCUGGGAUAAGUCUGUUUAUUCGACUAGUAUCUUCCCUCUUUAUUCUCUUUCUCUCUCUCUCUGUGUGUGUGUGUGUGUGUGUAUGCAUGUGAUGGUUGUGUAUUUGUGUGUGCAUUGCCCGUGUGUGUCCGCAAGACGCAUUACACGUGUGUGUCUUCCGGACAUCCAAUUAGCCAUCCAGAGGCGUCUUGUCUGACUGACCUACGUAUUUUUGGCCUGACUAAUCUAUGUGUGGCUACACCAGACAGAGAGAGACAGAGCACCACCGUAGUGAGUUUUCAGUGAGAACAGAUCGGUGCCUGUCUAACUGUCCGGAAAGACAAACUACAGAGGCGUCUGAUGUGACUGACCUGCGUAUUUUUGGUCCGCCUAGUCCAUGUGUGAUACGGGACAGAGAGGGAGAGCGAGCACGGCUGCUUUGCAUGCAUGCUUCGCCAUCUGUUGCUACCCACGACUUUAUUUGUCUUUCUUUCUCUUACACACAGCGCCUGUCAUGACAUGAAUCAUGCAAUGGUUCGCCAGGGACAGUGAUGGGGCUGCCGUAAUGCGAUUUGAGGCCAUACAGAGAAUGACCGCAGAGAGUCUGAUAGUCGGCCGAGUGGUGGGCCCUCGUGUUGUGCUGUGCAGAUGGCUGUGCACACGCCGCCGUCAAGAUGGCAGGUGCAUGUGGGCGGGCUGUCUGUCAGCGUGGAGACUGAGCCGGUGCGCAAUGUGAAUGAACACGCUUCAAAUGAUGCGAACACA
Messenger RNA from Vitrella brassicaformis, 1771 nucleotides. Lineage: Eukaryota; Vitrellaceae. The record is from the annotation of a GenBank genome assembly.